Thamnophis sirtalis is the source of this 1659-nucleotide messenger RNA. The record is from RefSeq and is a predicted model, not a curated record. NCBI's taxonomy places the organism in Eukaryota, Metazoa, Chordata, Lepidosauria, Squamata, Natricidae.
CCUUUGUGUCCGGGGUUGGCUGGCUGGCGGGCGGGCGAGCGGCUCCCAGGCUUUGGCAAAGGCCUGCCGCUGGAAGUGCCGCACACCGUCCGCUGGGCCCGCUGUGAGGAGGGGACGGGAGCGGCGGCGCCAGCUCCGCCAUGGUGAAGAAGCGGAAAGGCCGGGUCCUGAUUGACUCAGACACCGAGGACAGCGGCAGCGAGGAGAACCUGGACCAGGAGCUCCUGUCAUUGGCCAAGCGGAAACGUGGUGAUUCUGAAGAAAAGGAAGCACCUGCUAGCAAGCCUACAGCAUCUUCUGACUCUGAGACUUCAGACAGUGAUAUUGAGUGGACAGUAGGGGGUUCUAAAAACAAAAAGAAAGGAAAAGCUGCAAAAGCAGAGAAGAAGGGAGCCAUGAAGAAACAGAUGAACAAAGCAGCUUCAUCAGGCAGCUCUGAUAAAGAUACCUCUCCAGAGAGUUCAGCACCAGAAGAAGGAGAAGUAUCUGACUCUGAAAGCAAUGGCUCUUGCAGUAGCUCAGACUCUGAAACUUCAUCUGAAGAUGAGUUUACUGAUGGCUACGGAGAGGAUUUUAUGGGUGAUGAAGAAGAUAGAGCUCGCCUAGAACAGAUGACAGAAAAAGAAAGAGAACAGGAAUUGUUUAAUCGGAUAGAGAAAAGAGAAGUUUUGAAGAAAAGGUUUGAAAUAAAGAAAAAAUUAAAGACAGCAAAAAAGAAAGAAAAGAAAGAAAAGAAGAAAAGGAAAAAGCAGGAAGAAGAACAGGAAAAGAAAAAGCUCACACAGAUCCAGGAAUCCCAGGUAAUGUCACAUAAUAAAGAGAGACGGUCAAAGCGGGAUGAAAAAUUGGAUAAGAAAUCCCAAGCCAUGGAAGAACUAAAAGCAGAAAGGGAGAAAAGGAAGAACAGAACAGCUGAGUUACUUGCAAAGAAGCAACCGUUAAAGACAAGUGAAGUAUACUCAGAUGAUGAAGAAGAGGAGGAAGAUGAUAAAUCUAGUGAGAAAACUGAUAAUUCAUCCAGAUCUUCAUCUUCUGAUGAAGAAGAAGAGAAAGAAGAAAUUCCUCCUAAAUCACAACCAGUGUCUCUACCUGAAGAACUGAAUCGGGUUCGAUUAUCCCGACACAAAUUGGAACGAUGGUGUCACAUGCCUUUCUUUGCCAAAACAGUCACUGGUUGCUUUGUGCGUAUUGGAAUAGGAAACCACAACAGCAAACCAGUUUACAGAGUGGCAGAAAUAACUGGUGUUGUAGAGACAGCUAAAGUAUAUCAGCUUGGAGGUACCAGGACAAACAAAGGGUUGCAGUUAAGGCAUGGUAAUGACCAACGUGUGUUCCGCUUAGAGUUUGUCUCCAAUCAGGAAUUCACAGAGAAUGAGUUCAUGAAGUGGAAGGAAGCUAUGUUUUCUGCUGGGAUGCAGUUACCCACCCUUGAUGAAAUAAACAAGAAAGAAGUAUCCAUCAAAGAAGCCCUCAACUAUAAAUUCAAUGACCAGGACAUUGAGGAGGUAAAUGAAGAAAAUGUACUUUUGAGCUGGAACCAUUCAUUUGGUCCAUAAUGUAAAGGUAGGUGAGGUUAUAAAAGAGACAUUCUCGGGUGCCAUAUUUUGGUUCUAUAAAAAUAAUGUGGUCUUGACAGCCAUAUUUAUAUGUGAUGAAAGA